ACUCAAAUCCGAGGGAGAGGAGCUAGCCGCCAUUUUCUAAGCGUCUCUCCCUAAAACGAGAGAAAAAGCCUCGCGUCAAACUGCCAUCCGGAUUACCUCUCGCUUACUGGGAAUCGGAGUUUCUGCCGCAGGAUUGCCGUGAAAUCGCCUACGUUUGAACUAAUUCGGGGUAGAAAGGACUGUUUCACGGCCUUGUCUUAUAUUCGCUGUAGCGGCGAGGCGAGCUAGCCGCCGAGCAAGGUGUAGAUCGUUGAUUCGCCCAUUGCUGAAUCCGGAACGAAGCCGAGCGGCGCCGCGAACCGGGCCCCUUUCCGCACCCUUGGCUGCAAUUUUUCUUCCCCCUCCUCCGGACUAAUUAAUGGCAGAGUGAUCGAGUCGAAGCUCGCUUUUUUUUUUUUUUUUUUCUUUUUUUUUUCCUUUUGGUGCCAGCACCCGUUGGUUUUUUUCCACUAAAACUGCAGGGGAUUGUUGCCGAAAUUCCCUCGGAUAGUGCAACCUCGUCACGUGGCUGUCCUCAGGUGGGGCAGUAAGCGGGUGGUGUGGAGCAGGCCGCGGUGCCCGUCCCUCUGCACUGCAUGGCUGCGAUGGCGCCCGCUCUCACCGACGCCCCAGCCGAAGCUCACCACAUCCGCUUCAAACUGGCUGCCCCAUCCUCAAGUCUCUCACCAGCCAGUGCAGAGAACAACGGUAACGCCAGCAACAUCCUCAUCCAUAGCAGCGGCCCUGCUAAGUGCAAGGCCACCUCCGAAGAGUGCCCUCUUGACUUCUGCGGCGGCGACCAGGAACAGCAGCAGCAGCAGCCCCAAGCCGACUCCGUGUCCCAGGCUUCGGCCCUGGGCAAACUCCAGCCACUGGUGGCUUCUUAUCUAUGCUCUGAUGUGACACCUGUUCCUUCUACUAAGGAGUCAAUCAAGCUGCAAGGAGUCCUCAUCAAACAGUCUGUGUUGAAAAGCCACAGAAUACUGCCCAGCUCCCUGCUCAACGGCGGAGGAGACUUCCUCUUGAGGAAGAGGCAGGCGAUUGAACUCUCUGGCGGCCAGCUCAAAAGCCUCAUGAGUGGCAGCACCAACGGAAGUGGCCAGCCCAUGGCACCUGUCAACGGCCUGGCCAAGAAGCUGGCCACUAUGUCUGGCUCUGGCUGUGUGGUCGCAGUGAAUGGUGACAAGCCUUCUGCCGCCACUGACUCUCAGUCCCAGAACCUACCCUUGGACUCUGAGACCUUGACAGCGACCUUAUCAGGGCAUAUCUCGGUGAAAGGAACCCUUAAACAGAAGCAUUCCUCUGGGGUUUCUCAAAAUACAGAUGGAAAAAACCUCGAACCACCAGUGCUCCAGUCUGUUGCACUUUCCCCCUUUACCCACGACAACCCUAACCCCACCGAACAAGUGAGUUUGGACGAGGCUGAUUCACACACGCCUACUAGUCAGCCACAGGGUUCUGAUAGGGAGAGACCAGGUAGCAGCCAGCAGGGCUCCCCGCCCUGCACACCUGCACCACAGCCUCCUCUACCCUGUAGUUCUUCCUCGGACAGCCUUGAUGCUCACGUUAGAGAGCGCACCCUCCUCAACAGCAGCCGCCAAGCUGAGAUCGAAAACCGGCUACGGCGCCUGCGCAAACGUCUUCAGGUGGUACAGGCUAAGCAGGUGGAGCGGCACAUCCAGCAACAGCUGGGUGGCUUCUUGGACUCGGCUCUCAGCAGGCUACUAGCAAGUAACCGCAAAUCAGAGGCGGCGACCCCAACAGCUACUUGGAGGACUGGACGUCACUCAUCGUCAAACAACAGAGAUGGCCUGAGUCGCUUCCUGAAAAGCGGCUCCAUGCCCUUGGAACUGGAGAGGUUGUAUUUGAGUGGAUCGGCCAACCUUCAUUCUGCAGAAAGCGCCUUUGACUCAGAUGUAACAGAAAGUAGCUCUGGAGGGGACUCUGACCUGGAGGAGGAGGAGCUGUCCAGAGUGGACAUUGAGCAGCGACAUGUCAAAAUAUGGAAGCGGGCAGAGAGCCGCUACACCGUGGAGAGAGCUGCUAUAAUCAGCCACUGGAACUGGCUCCAGGCCCACAUCUCGGACCUGGAGUACCGCAUCCGACAGCAGACCGACAUCUACAGACAGAUCCGCGCCAGCAAGGGCUCCGUAGAGUUGGGAGGUGUUGCCCCCAGUGCUGUGCUCGCAGGUGGGACAGAGGUGAAGACAGAGCCUGUAAAUACUCAGGAUGUUGGUUCAGAACGGCUGGAGCACACAGGCACCGCCCACAUCGCCAACACAGAGCCGGGCCCUUGGAAAGGUCAAAACGGGCAGCCAGUUAACGGCGUCCUCAGCAGGAUGGCGGAGAGUGCAGACACCAAGCACCAGCAGCCGUUGGCCUACGACAGCACAUGCGUGGCCGCUCGCACGCGACCGCUCGUCAGCUGCCGACGACGGCGGCUCAUCCAGCCCAACACUGUGCCCAACCUGAACGGCAAGGCCCAGAGGAGCAGCUGCCUCCAGUGUAGCUGCAGAGUCAACCCCAGCUGUGUGAUGUGUGGUGGCUGGCCCACCCCCAGAGAGGACCCUCAGUACGAGCAGCCCACCCUGGAGCGCCUGUCAAGGCUGGAUCUUGGCGUCCACCCCAUCCUCUCCUUCCCUGACGACGUUUGUAUAGGUCUACGUCUGCAGCAGGUAAUGAAGAGCCAGUGGCAGACCAAGUCGCUGGAGAGGAGCAAACCACUGAAGAAGCUCUCGCUCAAACACAAGCUGUCCUCGUCCAAAGAGAAGCACAAGUUCACCAACUCACUUAUGGCAGUCAGACUGGGCCACUAUAAGAACCGCGCUGAGAAGCCGAGGACAGUGGACAGCAGCGUGGGCAGCAGCAGCAGCGGCGGUGGUGGUGGCGGCGGCGUUGGCGGCAGCAGUGCAGUGCUGAACACCGCCAGGCUCGAAGGCCAGGCGGUGUGUAAGACGGAGCGGCUGCAGACCCUCUCCUCGCCUCUAGGGCCCUACGACAAGAACUACAGCCGCAAGAGAUUAAGAGAGCACUCGCUGGACAGGGCUGACUCCUCCCCGAAACUGUUCCUGGACUCGAGCAGCUCCUGCCCGACUCUGGCCAACAUGCACUCGUCCCUUCACAGCCCCCUGACUCGCCAGCUGUCCACGUCCUCAGAGAACUCCACGCCGCUGGGCGCCAGCAGCCAGAGCGUCCCCAGCACACCUCAGCAGCCAAUCAAGAGGAGGCGAGGCGAGAGCUCCUUCGACAUCAACAACAUCGUGAUCCCCAUGUCUGUGGCCGCCACCACCAGAGUGGAGAAGCUGCAGUACAAGGAGAUCCUCACACCCAGUUGGCGAUCGGUGGACAUCCUCUCACAGGCCAUAACUGAAGAGGAGAACGAACGGGAGCUGGAGGAUCUGUCGGACGCAGCCUUCAUCCAGCUCCAUCAGCCCUACGAGGACCAGGAGCGAGCUCGCUGGACCUGGAUGGCUCUGGCUCCUGCUAAGAGGAGAGGCAGCAGGUCGUACAAGUCGGUGGACGGCCGGACCACGCCGCUGCUGUGCGGGACUAACCCCCCGACCCCCCAGCCGGCGUCCCCGGACCCCGGACACUGUCCCAUGCUGCACGACUACAGCCACGUGCCGUCCCCCAUGAGCCCGGCCAGCCCCGACACCGCCUCCAACCCCCACACGCCCUGCUCCAGGGACUCCCACCGGCUGCUGUCCAGCGAGGACACGCGCUGCUCGACGCCGGACUUCACCUUCGAAGAGCGAACGGUGGCGCCGUGGGAGAGUCGCAGCUUCCCCCUGCCAGAAGACCCGGCCCCGGAGCCCGAGGCCGAGAGCGACCACCACAUCAGGCCCCGAAUGCGCAGCAUCUCAGGUUGCCGAGCAACGGCCUACGGACGUCUGGAUUCGGACGACACGGAGCUGCCUUGCGACGACGACAGCAGCAGCGGUGGCGGCGGCGGCGGCGGCGGCGGCGGCACCGGCCCGAAACAGAAGGCCUCCUCCACCCACCGAUGAAUGACGGACAGGCGGAGGCCGGCCGGCUCCCCCCGACACCAACAGCUCCUCUCUGGCAUUAACAAGCAGAACCUCAGAGCAGAAUAAGAUAUUAAAUGGGUUCCUGUUGUUUGAUAUUCAAACAUCAGUCUAAUACUUUUCACAGUUUUUAGUGAACAUUAUGGAGAUAGAAGCCUUUCCCUACACUUGUUUUUGUCACAGGAAAAAAAAACCGACAAAAAAAAGAUAAAUGUUUAAAAAAAAAAAACAAAAAAAAAAAAAGUAUAAAACAACACGUUACAAAAAAUGAUUUCUGUAGUAGGCUAAACAAUGUACAUGGGGGCUUAGUGGUGUUUCAUAUGUCGCGUGUACACUUGUAGCGCACUAUGUAGCGGACUCCUCAAAAUAUGGCCAAAGGGUGUUUUCUAUUGACUAGUUUGCUUGUAAUUCCCAUGUACAUUUUUAGUGGAGUGACAAAUAACAAAACAAGAAAAAAUACCCCCCUCCCCUCCUCCUCCUCACCC
Messenger RNA from Stegastes partitus (bicolor damselfish), 4489 nucleotides. Its product is annotated as KAT8 regulatory NSL complex subunit 1. The record is from RefSeq and is a predicted model, not a curated record. The transcript is spliced from 15 exons. Gene Ontology annotation, cellular component: NSL complex. Bases 576 to 3986 code for a protein of 1136 amino acids. Gene Ontology annotation, molecular function: histone acetyltransferase binding. NCBI's taxonomy places the organism in Eukaryota, Metazoa, Chordata, Actinopteri, Pomacentridae.